CCACAGCCCAAGGCCAUGACCGAGGAGCAGAAGCUAAUUGAGAAGGCCAACAACGCCUUCAAGGCGGCCGUGGCGGCCGCAGCCGCAGCCCCUCCAAUGGACAAGGGCAAGAUAUUCGCGAAGACCUUCACGCAGAUCUUUGGCAGCUGGUCUCUUGAGGGGGUCACCGACACGUCCAGCACCAAAGCCAUUUUCAACUCCAGGGUCGGCUUCACUCUGGCGUGGGCCUCACAGAAAGCCCAGGGUGCUACCCCAGAGGCCAAGUACGAAUCCUUCGUGGCCAUGUUCGGCAAGUCCCUUCGCAUCAUCACCGGCAUCCUCGAGGUCCAAGCCGGCGAGGAAGUCAAGGGGCCGAUCCCUGCUAGCGAGCUCAAGGCCAUCGACCAGAUCGACGCCGCCUUCAGCACUGCAGCCACCGCCGCCGAAGCUGCCCCCAAAAAGGACAUGUCCACCGUCUUCGACUCCGCCUUCAGCAAGGCCAUCAAGGAGACCACGGGCGGUGCAUACGAGGGCUACAAGUUUGUCCCCGCCGUCGAGUCCGCCGUCAAGAAAAGCUACGCCACGUUUCUUCCCAGGAAUCCCCACGACAAGCGCACGCUCAUUGAGUCCUUCCUGAGCGACACCAUCGUCUCCAUGGCCGCCGUCGUCGCCCCCGCCCCUGCCACUCCCACCGCCACCGCCGCUGCCGGUGGCUACAAAGUCUGAGCUCACCGCAUAUACUGCACGUAGAUAUGCAUAUGCGUACGUGUGUAUGUGACUGUGGCAGCCGGCGAGUUUGAUCGACAAUCAAAAUCAAUUAUUAGUUUUUGUUUCAUACACCGGCGAUCGAUGACCUCUUAGUUAAGUACUCUCUCCGUUCGGAAUUACUCGUCUAAGAAAUGAAUGUAUCCAGAUGUAUUUUAGUUGUAGAUACAUUCAUUUUUGUGACAAGUAAUUCUGAACGGAGGGAGUACAUGAUAAGCAUGGCCAUCAGCUAGCAUAUUCCAUUCAUUUUCGUAUAUUACAUUCUUGGCCAUUCAGUUUUCACCAGCUAUUGGAACACUAAAUUGUAACCAACCAUGCAUGUAGAAGAUGUCAUAAUACACAUACUUUCUACUUACUGUAUUUAUAUCUCUAAGCUGAGCUGCUUGAUUUGUAUUCUCUGA
Aegilops tauschii subsp. strangulata is the source of this 1145-nucleotide messenger RNA. Its product is annotated as pollen allergen KBG 41-like. The record is from RefSeq and is a predicted model, not a curated record. NCBI's taxonomy places the organism in Eukaryota, Viridiplantae, Streptophyta, Magnoliopsida, Poales, Poaceae.